AUGGAAAUUCAGGAAGAGGCUGUUGAAAUCUGCAAGCUGCACCCUGAUGUCAUUGAAUGGUGCCCGUGCAACGGCCUCGAAGAUUGGCUCGCUUGGGGCACGUAUCAACAUGAUGAGGAGACGAAUGUGCGGCAUGGAGCCCUUGUCUUGGCUCGGUUGGAGUCUGACAGUGGCACUCCGAUUCUGCAGGUAGAAGCAAACAUAGAAAGUUCUGGUGUUUACGACAUAGCAUGGUCUUCAAGUCCUUUGGUAGCGUGCGCUUGUGCCGAUGGGACAGUAUAUCUUUACCAUGCUGGAGCUGCUGCAGAGGAGGUCACUGAGGUCACUGAGGUUGCUAAGGAACAGUUGAGCGACUGCAUCCUGACGCAUGUGUGUUGGGGCGCAGGUGAGGCAAAUGGCAUCGUCGUGACUGGACAGGAUGGCCUGGUGCAUCAUUUGAAAGCUGGUGCAACAGGCAUACAGCAAAUCCAAAGCCGAAAACAACAUGAACUGGAAACCUGGUGUGUGGAGGUCUCGCGCAUGAACAGUAAUCUUGUCCUAUCUGGUGCUGAUGACAGCUUGCUGCGUGGUUGGGACUUGCGAACUCCGAAUGCUUCACCUGCGUUUUCAAAUCGCUCCCACGAAGCCGGAGUCAUAUCCUUGGCUUGCAAUCCAAACAAAGACGUUCAGCUCCUGACUGGAAGUUACGAUGAGCAUGUGAGGCUUUUUGAUUUGCGCCACAUGAAGGCACCUCUUCUUCGCAGCAACCGCUUGGGUGAUGGGGCCUACCAGCUGAGUUGGCAUUCACAAAAACGCGGCCUUUUUGCAGUUGCAGCGAUGCGUUGUGGGUUCCCAAUUUUUGAGCUGAAAGAUGGAGAUGAAGGAGAUGAAGGUGAAGCAGCGGCAUUUAACGCUUUAGGAGGAUAUUGUGAAGCAGCAAAGGAAGGUUCGCAUGGCUCUUUAGGCUAUGGGAUAUCCUGGCAGAUCGGCAAUUCAUGUCGUGCAGCGUCCGCUUCCUUCUACGACAACAGCAUCCACAUCUGGAAAGUCGCCCAGGCACAAAGAUUUAAUGCUCAAGAAGCUGCUGAGUGGAUCUCCAACCGAUAUCAGGCUGUCAUGGAGGAGUAUGAAAAGCAGAAACAGACUGGCAAGAAAGACAUUCAGAAUUUCACGGAUAUGAACUCCGACCGUCCAGCCUGGGGAGGAGGAGCAAAACCAGUGCUUCCAGGCAAAGAGGACUUUUUGCAACAACUGCAGACGGCGCUGCUACAUUUUCAACGUGCUCGUCAAAUGGCAGAGGAAGGAAAAGGAAAUUGA
Molecule: messenger RNA, 1296 nt
Organism: Cladocopium goreaui
Lineage: Eukaryota; Dinophyceae; Suessiales; Symbiodiniaceae
Source: the annotation of a GenBank genome assembly